This is a messenger RNA of Trematosphaeria pertusa, 528 nucleotides long. RefSeq lists its product as uncharacterized. The transcript has 2 exons. Bases 1 to 528 code for a protein of 175 amino acids. The record is from RefSeq and is a predicted model, not a curated record. NCBI's taxonomy places the organism in Eukaryota, Fungi, Ascomycota, Dothideomycetes, Pleosporales, Trematosphaeriaceae.
AUGGGCUGCAGCAGGCUUCUCCUCUCCCUUGCCGCCGUCUUCGACUUCGCCCUCGCCAUAACCCUCCUCUCCCUCUUCGCCUCCGCGUACACAUCCUGCUUCCUCACCACACUAUGGCAAGUCGGUGGCACCAAAGGCUGGAACUCAGAUCCGCAUCAACGGGUAUACUACUAUGCAAAUUAUCGCGAGCCGCCGCCCGUGCCCUCGGUCUGGGAUGAAAGCUUGACGAAGUGUAGCUUGUGCAUCAGCGUUGUCACGCUGGUUGUCUGGAUCGCGCGGCUCAGUCUUCAAAGAGGGAGUUUGGAUGUCUAUGGGAGCUUAAUCACGAACGCGCUAUACGACGUCUUGCUCGCCGCGCUAUGGACCUACAGCACCACCGCGCAGAAUUCCCCCGACGUGAGCGAUCCAGAGCAUAUUAGCCUAAGGCCAUGGCAUCUGGAGCGAGGGUGUAGGGACGGCGGACCACGAAGCAGGAGGGCGUGCGGGGUGCUGAGUGCCGCGUAUGGGUUGAGUGUGGUUGCUGUGUAA